Molecule: messenger RNA, 732 nt
Organism: Salvia splendens (bonfire salvia)
Lineage: Eukaryota; Viridiplantae; Streptophyta; Magnoliopsida; Lamiales; Lamiaceae
Product: B-cell lymphoma 3 protein
Exons: 2
Coding region: 1-732 (243 amino acids)
Molecular function (GO): protein binding
Source: RefSeq, a predicted model, not a curated record
AUGAGGUUUUUUAAGGACGCGAGUGACCUAUUUAUAAGACAAGACCUCCUCUCAGUUCGACCAAGUGUGAUUGAGAUGGAGGAAGAGAGAGAUCCACUCCAAAGCCUAUUCCAAAACGUGAUGAAAAGCAAGUGGGAUGAAGUGAUCCAAUCAUACAGAGGGAAUAAAGAAUUCCACACCGAGAAGAUCACGAGCUCCUGCGACACGGCGCUGCACAUAGCCAUCUCCAACGGCGAGGAGCCCGUGGUCGAGCAGCUCGUCGCGAUCGUGUGCAAAACCGAAGGCGCCCUCUCGUCUAAGAACGAGCUCGGAAACACGCCCCUUCACCUCGCUGCCUAUCUCGGCGACGCCAAGAUGUGCCUCUGCAUCGCUAGCCACGACCCGAGCCUCAUGGGGAUCCGCAACCGCGACAAAGAGACGACGUUCUUCCUGGCCGUGCGCCACGGCAGGAAGGGCGCGUUUUAUGCCCUGCACUCGAUUUGUAGGGGCGAGGAAGGCUACAAAUAUUGUAGGGGCAUAGACGGAGAGACCAUUUUGCAUUCCGCCAUCCACGGAGAGUAUUUUGAUUUGGCAUUUGAUAUCAUAGCAGACUACGACAAGCUUGUGGAGGCCGUGACCGAGAACGGUGCGUCGCCGCUACAUAUUCUAGCGAACAAGCCAUCUGCAUUUAGAAGUGGAAGCCAUAUUAGAGGCAUUGAUAAACUCAUCUAUCACUGUGAGUCUUUUCCUUAA